This is a messenger RNA of Penicillium daleae, 303 nucleotides long. RefSeq lists its product as uncharacterized. Lineage: Eukaryota; Fungi; Ascomycota; Eurotiomycetes; Eurotiales; Aspergillaceae. The transcript has a single exon. The coding region runs from base 1 to 303 and encodes 100 amino acids. The record is from RefSeq and is a predicted model, not a curated record.
AUGAGUAACUACUUCACAGCACGCCGUUUUGGGGCCAACGUGCAGAUUCAUCUCCAUGACCUCCGCGGCAUCGACGGAUAUGAUACAGUCGCUGAUAUUCCCACACCUGGCGAUGAUAAGGACUGGACGUCAUACAAUGAUUUCCUCUCCUCUAUUUUCGAGAUUCUCAUUGCCAACGAUGUUGUUGAUGGAGUCUACUUUGACAUCACCAAUGAGAUCGACAACACGCAGUAUUACGGCAGGGGCAUUGGUCGGUUUUUGGACGUAUGGGGCCUCACUUACCAUCGUGUCGCGUACGUUUGA